Cynara cardunculus var. scolymus (artichoke) is the source of this 1106-nucleotide messenger RNA. RefSeq lists its product as uncharacterized. The record is from RefSeq and is a predicted model, not a curated record. The transcript is spliced from 2 exons. Lineage: Eukaryota; Viridiplantae; Streptophyta; Magnoliopsida; Asterales; Asteraceae. The coding region runs from base 134 to 661 and encodes 175 amino acids.
AUCACUCUCCUAUUCCCCUCUCAAUUCUUGCUGGCAAACAACACUCUCGUCUUCUUCUUCCUCCUCCAAAUUUCCCUUAAACCCUAUCCCCUACCGCCCAAUUUCAACAAAUCACCAACUAUCCACCAAAAUCAUGAUUCUUGAACAAUUCCCACUUUCAAUCUUCCUUCUUACCCUCUUCGUCUUCUCAAUUCAACCCCAUUUCUGCCUUUCAGCUUCGCAAGAAUCGCCAACUAUCUACCAAAUCCUCAAAUCGAAUGGAUUGCCCAUGGGUUUGUUCCCAAAAGGCGUCACCAACUUCAGCUUCGAUGAUUCCGGCCGAUUCCAGGUCUACUUGGAUCAAGCUUGUAAUGCCAAGUUUGAAGACGAAUUGCACUAUGAUCGGAAUGUUUCCGGCAAUCUGACGUUUGGUCAGAUCGGAGAAUUGAAGGGGAUUUCAGCCAAAGAUUUGUUUUUGUGGUUUUCUGUGAAGGAAAUCUGGGUUGAUGUACCCAGUUCUGGAUUGAUUUACUUUGAUGUGGGUGUUGUUUCCAAACAGUUUUCUUUAUCUUCAUUCGAAACUCCAAGAGAUUGUUUGGCUUCCCCUGUUCCUAAGAUUCUUUCAAGAAAGCUCGAACACGAUGAACCCAAUAAUCAAGAACCAUCAAGGGAAGUCUUAUGAAAUCGAGCUUAAAAAGGGUACUUAAAAAGAUGGUUCGAAUCGGCACAAUUUCUCAAUCAAGUUAUGGGUAUUUCCAUAUCUUGUAUGUAUAUGUUUUAAAGUCCAAAAGAUGUUAGUUUAGCUGGUUCUAUGCUUCAUCGCGGGUGUGCUUUCUUUUCGAUUUUCUUUCUGUAGUAUAUGCAAACUUGUUCAAAAAUGGUUGAAAUGGAGGAGAAAUACACACGACACAAUGUAGAAGCAACCGAAAGCAAGAGAAGUGUAAGUUAUCAUGCAGGCUGGAAGCAAGGGGGAUCAUACAGGUUCUUUUUUGAUUCUUGAAUUCAUUAUGAAUAUGGACAUAAAAGUAUUUAAAGUUUUGGUUUAUAUAUAGUCUAUUUGAAGUUAUCGGUUGAAGAACUCUUAGUUCUUUUGAUCGAAGAAAUAAGAAUCAAGUUCGAUUUGGAUC